AUGACACAGACAGCGGCACCCGGUAGGGUGCAGACGUUGACGAAGGAGCAGGAAAAGGUGUUGAAGCAGGUGUGGGUGCACCUUUUCCAGUUCUGGGGAAUAGACGUGGACGGCUCUGCGGUGCUGACGGCGAAGGAGCCCGAGCCAGCGGCGCCCAGCGGCAAGGGUCGCAAGCUGCUGGGGCUCUUUGGCAAGCGUAAGGACGCAACGGGGGCGGCACGGAAAGAGAGCAACGGCAAGGCAGCAGCCAAGGUCUACGAUGCGGAGAAAGUCGAGGACAGCGAUGCAGAAAAGGAAAAGCCAACACCGCAGAAGGUCGAGGGGCUCGAGGAGAUGUACGAGCUACUUAAGGAGUUGGAUGGCGCUGCAGUAUCCAAGGAGUUCUGGUCAAUGCUGCGCUGCGACUACCCAGACAACCUCCUUCUCCGUUUUGUUCGUGCGCGCAAGUGGGACAUCAACAAGGCUAUGAUCAUGAUGGCCCAUUCCUUGCGCUGGCGCUUAAAUGAGGGGAAGCCGGAAGAUAUCGUCUUCGGUGGAGAACGCGGAGCGCAGAAGGCGGACAAGAAGGGCAUUGUGAAGCAGCUUGAGCUGGGCAAGGCGACCGUCCGGGGUUUUGACAAAAACGGCUGCCCCAUCGUGUAUGUGCGGCCGCGCUUACAUCAUGCGGCUGACCAGACGGAGGCAGAGACAAGCGAGUACUCGCUUUUGAUCAUUGAGCAGGCUCGCUUGUUCCUCAAGGAGCCCUGCGACACAGCUACGAUUUUGUUCGACCUUUCGGGCUUUUCCAUGGCCAACAUGGACUAUGCUCCUGUGAAAUUUCUGAUCACCUGCUUUGAAGCACACUACCCAGAGUGCCUAGGCAAGCUGUUCAUCCACAAGGCCCCAUGGAUCUUCCCACCGAUAUGGAACAUUAUCAAAAACUGGCUAGACCCUGUGGUUGCCGCAAAAAUCGCAUUCACCAAGACAGCUGCUGACUUGGAAGAGUUCAUUCCUGCUGAGCAAAUCCCUCUAGAACUUGGUGGCAAGGACGAAUACAACUUUGAUGGUUUUGUGAUGCCAGAUGGCUCGGCCGACACGAAGUUAUCAGACGAGAAGGGCAAGGCUGCCGUCUUGGAAGAGAGAGAGGCCAUUAUAAAGCGCUUUAUAGAUGCCACAAUCUCCUGGAUUGAGAGUACCUCCGACGAAGAGUCUGCCAAGUGGCUCGAGAAGAAGAUAGACUUGAGCAAAGAACUUUCCGAAAACUAUUCUAAAUUAGAUCCUUAUAUCAGGUCUAGAUCCUUCUAUGACGUAAACGGGACGUUGAAAGUUUAG
This is a messenger RNA of Eremothecium gossypii ATCC 10895, 1311 nucleotides long. RefSeq names its product Csr1p (gene CSR1). Bases 1 to 1311 code for a protein of 436 amino acids. NCBI's taxonomy places the organism in Eukaryota, Fungi, Ascomycota, Saccharomycetes, Saccharomycetales, Saccharomycetaceae. The record is from RefSeq and is marked provisional. The transcript has a single exon.